This is a messenger RNA of Pedinophyceae sp. YPF-701, 2406 nucleotides long. The record is from the annotation of a GenBank genome assembly. Lineage: Eukaryota; Viridiplantae; Chlorophyta; Pedinophyceae.
AUGCCCGGUCCGGAGGUGCCACCUGCGGAGGCCGCCGAGGCCAUUGCGGGCGUUGUGGGGGGCACUGCGGCCAAGGCCGCCGUGCAGGAUGAUAAGAGUCAGAAGCUGGCGGGGGCAGGGCAGGGAAACGACUCGCCAGCCGUCGUCCCGGGGCAGCGCACCCCCACGGACACGACCGAGACACACAGUAGCGGCGCCAGCGACCGCGACGAGGCGGCGUCGCAGGGCAGCGAGCCCAAACGACCCCGCCAAACCAACAGCCAGGAGCCUGCCGCGCCGCCGCAGGGCCGCAAACGCAAGCGCAAGCACACUCCGCACUCGGCGGUCGCGCAGGGCACGGGCGCGCCGGACAUGAUCCGCCCACCCUCGCCCGCGCCCGCCGCCCCGCCACAGGGAGCCGCCCCCCCUCGCCAGGGCAAGAAGCACAUUGGCGUGUGCUACUACCAGCACCUGGAGCGGCCGUGGCGGGCGCAGAUCCGCGUGGACCAGGAGCUGAAGAACCUCGGCGGGUUCUACACCGAGGGCGAGGCUGCGCGCGCGUACGACAGGUACGUGCUCGACCACCGCGUCCUCCACGCGCGCCGGCGCCACCUCCGGCGCCUCAACUUCCCGGACGAGGCCAAGGAGGAGCUGGCGGCGAUCGAGGCCGACGGGAUCGACAUCGGGGAGAACCACGCCGGGGCGCGCGCCGCGGACGGGCAGGGCGGCGCCGGCGCCGGCGGGGCCGCCGGGGCGGGCGCCGGCGCGGGCGCGCACCCCGCGCAGCGCGCGCGGCGAGCGUCGCAGUACCGGAACGUGUACUGCCGGACGGCGCCGCAGGGCGAGCUGUGGUUCGUCGAGCUGAACGCGUCGGGGCAGCGCGUGUCGCUGGGGUCGUUCCGGACGGAGGAGGCGGCCGCGUGCGCGCGCGACAUGCACAUUGUGCGGAACAACAUCACGGACACGCGGACGGGGGCGCUGCGGCCGCUGAACUUCCCGGACCGGCUGGAGAAGUACAUGGAGGAGGUCGCGAACGGCGCGGCCGCGGGGGGGGCCGAGGGGCCGAACGCCGGCGGCGGUGCGGCGACGGGGCACAAGCCGGUCACGCGGCAGCAGACGAGUCGGCAGCGUGGCAGCACGCCGGGGAGCGGCCGCGGGCGCACGCCCGGGGGCUCCCCGAGCGCGUCGGGCAACCCCACGCCGCACGCGUCGCCGGGGCUCCGCGCGGCGCCGCACGGCGACGCCGGGCGACACGCGCCUGCGCUGCCCCGGGCCCACGGCCUGCGCGCGGCGUCCGGCCCGCCGAAGAACUACUCGCUGCCGCGGCUGAACGCGGCGUGUAUCCUGCAAGGGAUGACCGCGGCGCGGGACGACGGGGACGCGAUCGAGCCGGCGCUGCCGCCCGCCAACCGCAUGAGCCCGCACGGGCACCCGAUGCAGGGGCACGGGGGCAUGUUCGCGCCGCACAUGGACGCGCACCUCGCGAUGCACCAGGGCUACGUCGCGCCGCACGCGUUCCCGCCGGGCGCGCAGGCGCACGGCGCGGCCGCCUUUGGGUUUGGGGCGCAGGCGCAGGCGCAGGCGCACCACAACGGGCACCACGGCGAGAACGUGCCGUCGCCGAAGGAGGCGACGCGGCCCGUGCAGCCGAUCGCGUCGCCGGCCGUGCAGGCGCGCAGCGGGGGGGACCUGACCAACAGCGCCACACCAACAGGCCCCGGGGGCACCCAGGAGCAGCACCGCGUGUCGCCGCUCAUCGCGCCGACGCUCCACCACAUGCACCCGCUCCUGUCGCAGAUGCAGCAGUCGGGCCUCUUGCCCGCGGCCCCGGGCGCUGCCGCAGCGGCGCCCGCACCCGCGGCAGCGUCGGCGCCCGCGGCCGGCGACGCCACGCCGAACGAGGCCGCCGGGAACGCGCAGGGCGUCCAGACCGCGCUCGCGCGCGUCGCGGACGCGGCGGGCGCGCUGUCUGCGUGGAGCGAGGGCCAGCUGUGCGGCAACGUCUUCACGCUGCAGGGCCUGCUGGCGGUGCUCGGGUCGUCCGUCGCGCCGAGCGUGCUGCAGGCCGUGCAGUCGGUCGCGGGGAUGCUGCGGGAGGUGCGCGGCGGCGCUGCGCACGUGUGCCGCGCGCUGGGCGGGUCGCCCGGCGCGUCAGCCGCGGGAGGGGGCGCGCCGGCGGUGGGCGGCAUGUGGCCGGCGGCGGCGCUGGUGCAGGAGGCGCGCGGGGGCUGCGGACAGCUCGGGGCGCUCGUGCGGGAGCUCCAUCGGACCGCGGAGGACGCGUGGCUGCAGCUGAGUCAGUCUGACGCGCAGCUGGGCAAGCGCAUGGAGGAGCUGAUCAACGCGGUGUGCGGGGACGCGCAGCGGCUGCACGUGGAGCUCUCGCAGGCGCUCGAGGCCGCCGCGGCCGUGACAGGCGCGGCCUGA